Parnassius apollo (apollo) is the source of this 633-nucleotide messenger RNA. NCBI's taxonomy places the organism in Eukaryota, Metazoa, Arthropoda, Insecta, Lepidoptera, Papilionidae. The record is from the annotation of a GenBank genome assembly.
UUGAUGGAUGAAGAUGAGGAGCCCAUAAUUGUCUGUUUCAUCUGUCAUGCAAAACUCAUUCGAUGCAGAACAUUACAACAACAGGCUAUUGAGUCAAAUGCAGUUCUGGAGCAGUUGCUUGCAGGAGGAUCCAUGUCAAUACCAAAACCGCAUGAGGCUAGAGAUGAAAUUCAUUUCACACCAAUUUAUCAUAUAGAUAUCUGGCCAGUAGAGUGUGAUAUUGAAAAUGAUUGUAAGGACGACAUUUUUAGCCUUGAAUCUGUUAAAGUUGAGGAAGAGAAAAUCAAAAAUGAGAAUUUCAAAUUUGAAGUAAACUGGAGUCAUGAAACAGACACUGCUGAAAAACAAGAAGACUCGGAGAUUGAUGCUUUUGAAGAUCGACAUAAGGAUUUGGAGGACAACUUGCCGCUAAUUGCAUUUGGUGCAAAGAGUAAAACAGAUGAUGUUGACAUAGCACCGUCAGAGAAGAAGGUUAAAUCGAAUUCUACUGAUAUAGCAGAGGCUACAGGAGUGUCUGCCCGCACCGUAAUGCGAAUUGUAGCUGAAGGAAAUUCGAGUCUACAAACAUCGGAAAUUGCAAAAUUUUCAUCUCCGCGGAAACCUAAAGAAAUAAAAAAAGAGAAUCCAGAUUGA